AUGCAGGAGGAAGAAACAUAUACCUCUCUUCAGUGGGAUAAUCCAACACCAAACCAUUACGAAAAACCUCUUUCUUCCAACAAAUGUUCAGGAACCUGGUGUCUUGUGAUGCUGAUUUCGUGUAUUUUCUUCAUGGGCUCAUUAGCAACUUCCAUUUUCUUGGGGAUCAAGUUGUUCCAGAUGUCCACUAUUGCAAUGAAACAGCAAGAGAAACUCACCCAACAGGACAGAGCAUUGUUAAACCUUACACAAUGGAGAAGAAAGCAUGACCUUCAGAUGAAAUGUUGCCAAAUGUUUAUGCAAAACUCUUUCAGUUCAGCCCAUAACUGCAGCCCUUGUCCAGACAACUGGAUUCAGCAUGGGGAAAGCUGUUAUUUUUUCUUUGAAAAAUGGACACUUUGGCACCGGAGUAAAGAGUAUUGUUUCAAGGAGGGCUCCAAGCUUCUACAGAUAGACAGCAAAGAAGAAAUGAAUUUUAUAACUGAUAUCAUGAAGAAGACCAAAAAGGACCACCAGUACUGGGUUGGACUGUCUCAGGAUGGACUCAGUGGACUUUGGCUUUGGCCAGAUGGCUCCUCCCCUUCCUCUGAUCUGUGGUCAAUUCAGAAACUCCAAUCAAUUAACCAGGACUGUGGGUACCUCAAAGAGAAGGCCCUUUUUUUAGCUAACUGCAGCAGUUGGAAAUAUUUUAUCUGUGAGAUGUAA
Molecule: messenger RNA, 705 nt
Organism: Orycteropus afer afer
Lineage: Eukaryota; Metazoa; Chordata; Mammalia; Tubulidentata; Orycteropodidae
Gene: CLEC9A
Product: C-type lectin domain containing 9A
Biological process (GO): receptor-mediated endocytosis
Cellular component (GO): cell surface; membrane
Source: RefSeq, a predicted model, not a curated record